AUCACCUAUAUUUAAUCACCUAACCUAAACCCCUUAUUCUCAGCAACCCCCUCGCUCUGUCUCUCUCUCUCUGUGCUCAUCACUGUCCCUCUGAGUGCGUAGCCAUGUCUCUACUUAGCGAUCUAAUCAACCUCAAUCUUUCUGAGACCACCGAGAAGAUCAUAGCUGAAUACAUCUGGAUCGGGGGUUCUGGUUUGGACUUGAGAAGCAAAGCAAGGACUCUGCCAGGACCAGCGACUGAUCCUUCCAAACUUCCCAAAUGGAACUACGAUGGCUCAAGCACAGACCAAGCCCCUGGAGAUGACAGUGAAGUCAUUCUAUACCCUCAAGCAAUCUUUAAGGAUCCCUUCAGAAGAGGAAACAAUAUCCUGGUGAUGUGCGAUGCUUACACCCCAGCCGGCGAGCCUAUUCCUACCAACAAGAGGCACAAUGCAGCCAAGAUCUUUAGACACCCCGACGUUGUUGCCGAGGAGCCUUGGUAUGGGAUUGAGCAAGAGUACACCCUUCUCCAAAAGGAUGUUAAAUGGCCUAUUGGAUGGCCAGUUGGUGGCUUCCCCGGCCCCCAGGGUCCCUACUACUGUGGAGCUGGGGCUGACAAGGCCUUUGGCAGGGAUAUCGUGAAUUCCCACUACAAGGCAUGCUUGUAUGCUGGUAUCAAUAUUAGUGGCAUCAACGGUGAAGUUAUGCCUGGCCAGUGGGAAUUUCAAGUUGGCCCUGCUGUUGGUAUUUCUGCUGGUGAUGAAUUGUGGGUUGCUCGAUACAUUCUUGAGCGAAUAACCGAAAUUGCAGGGGUCGUCCUUUCUUUUGACCCAAAACCAAUUCAGGGUGAUUGGAAUGGAGCUGGUGCACACACAAACUACAGCACCAAGUCAAUGAGAAAUGAUGGUGGAAUACAUGUGAUCAAGAAGGCUAUUGAGAAGUUGGGUCUGCGUCACAAGGAGCACAUAGCUGCUUAUGGAGAGGGUAAUGAGAGGCGAUUGACAGGUCGCCAUGAGACUGCUGAUAUCAACACUUUCUCUUGGGGGGUUGCAAACAGGGGUGCAUCUAUCCGUGUUGGCCGUGACACUGAGAAAAAUGGAAAAGGUUAUUUUGAAGAUAGGAGGCCAGCAUCUAACAUGGAUCCAUAUGUUGUCACUUCAAAGAUAGCUGAAACCACCAUUGUCUGGAAGCCUUAGAGAGAAAAGAAACUGGUGCUCACUGCUCAGAAUAUGAUUGAAAGAAAUGGAUUCAAAUUGUGAAGGUCCAAAUUAAUAAGAUUUUAAUGUCGGUUUGAUGUGGUUGCUUUAGUUGGCCUGCUUUGCAUUGAUCAUUUGCUUUGCUUUGCUUUGAUUUCAGUUUGUGGAGGUUUCUAGUUUCUUGACUAUUGAUUCGUUUAAAAGCAUUGCAAUUUAGCUGUGUCUCA
Molecule: messenger RNA, 1402 nt
Organism: Hevea brasiliensis (rubber tree)
Lineage: Eukaryota; Viridiplantae; Streptophyta; Magnoliopsida; Malpighiales; Euphorbiaceae
Product: glutamine synthetase nodule isozyme
Exons: 13
Coding region: 105-1175 (356 amino acids)
Cellular component (GO): cytoplasm
Molecular function (GO): glutamine synthetase activity
Source: RefSeq, a predicted model, not a curated record